Molecule: messenger RNA, 3837 nt
Organism: Lactuca saligna
Lineage: Eukaryota; Viridiplantae; Streptophyta; Magnoliopsida; Asterales; Asteraceae
Source: the annotation of a GenBank genome assembly
GUUUUAGUAGCAUUACAACUAAAUCGUAAGUAGGUCACUUGUAAUAUGAAAUUUCUGAUUUGUCCACUUCAUGCCUUCAACGUGUUAACUUGCUUCUUUUAGCCCCCUUCAUCCUUAUAUGCCCUCUUAAACAAACUUUUACUCAAAUCGACUAAACAAGAAGCAAACUAGGAAAACGCUUUUACCAUUCGAGGGGUUUUAACAAUGGUUUAAGCAAACCCGCUUAAAUUUGAACAUUCGAAUUGAAAAUCCAGUUAAUUUCACAGAAAGAUUGAGAAUUCUAAACGACAUAGAAGCAGAAUGGAUCGGAUCGAGACAGUGAAAGAGUUGCCUUUCCGGGUUGGAUUCACGGGUCACAGCGGCCAUAUUCGAAUCGAGCCGCUACCUCCUGUUAAAAAAUCCAGCUCCAUUGACUCGCUACCGGAGUUUAUAAUCCCUCCUGCAUUUGCUAGGGAAACACCAGAAUCGAUCAAAAAGUUUGUUGAGGAUAAAUAUCUUCUGCCAAGAUUGGAUCCUGAUGAAUUUUCUGCAGAAAAAGCUGGAAGGCAGUGGGAGUUUGACUGGUUUGACCAAGCAAAAAUUCACUUAGAGCCAACAAUGCCUCGUUCUGUUGUAGUACCUGCAUGGGAAUUGCCAUUCAGACGCCCCAAGCCUGCAUCAGAGAAAUGGGAACCUGCAUCCGUGCAGGUUGAUGUGUCUGAACUGAUGGUGGAAGCAGAGAGUUCUAUUGGAGUGCGUAUUAGUGGACCUCCAAAGGAUUUUGUGAAGGGAAGCAUUAACAACCGUCCUUUUCGUCCAGGUGGAUUGGAUGAUUCCCAAUCAUUGGGAAGGAACUUUCCGGAAGGUUCUUGUAAUGGUGAAUGGGUAAGGGAAGUCUUGGAUGGUGCUCCUGCACAACUCAUUCCUCCUAGUUGUAAAGAAGGAAUGGAUCUUGGACACCUCAAGGGACAUCCAUGUUCUUGGAUUAUUCAUGAAGAUAAGAGUGUGCCCAAGACAACAUCUGAGAGUACUUUAUCUGUUCAGUUUGAUGACUUAUUUAAAAGAGCUUGGGAAGAGGAUGUUAUGGAAGUUCCCAUUGAUGGGGAUACACCUGAAUCGGAAAUCAAUGUGAUUGAAACGGGGUCUCCAAAAUCUAUUCCAUUAGAAGCUGAAAAUAAACUGGAUUCACUUGACACUGAAUCAUCUGUUAUCGAUCAAAUUUUGUCAACGGGAUCCGAAGGCUUGACCAAAGGAUUUGAUGAUUCCGAUUCCGGAGAUGGUGGUCGACAGAAGGAGCCAAAAGUUUGGGCAGUUACAGGGGGUAGUGAUGGGAUUGCGGAUAAUUUUAAUGAACUUGUUCCUGAUAUGGCAUUGGAUUUCCCUUUUGAACUGGAUGCAUUCCAAAAGGAGGCUAUAUAUUAUCUUGAGAAGGGGGAAUCAGUUUUUGUAGCAGCUCAUACUUCGGCUGGAAAGACUGUUGUUGCAGAGUACGCCUUUGCACUCGCAUCAAAACAUUGUACAAGAGCAGUAUAUACUGCUCCCAUUAAAACAAUCAGCAACCAAAAGUACAGGGACUUUUCUGGAAAGUUUGAUGUGGGUCUUCUCACAGGGGAUGUUAGCUUGAGGCCUGAGGCCUCUUGCCUCAUCAUGACAACUGAGAUUUUAAGGUCAAUGCUUUAUAGGGGUGCUGAUAUUAUACGCGACAUUGAAUGGGUUAUAUUUGAUGAAGUGCAUUAUGUAAAUGAUGUUGAAAGAGGAGUUGUGUGGGAAGAGGUUAUCAUCAUGCUUCCAAGGCAUAUCAAUUUUGUUCUUCUUUCUGCCACGGUACCUAAUACAAUAGAGUUUGCUGAUUGGAUUGGCAGAACAAAACAAAAACAAAUCCGUGUAACAGGGACUACAAAGAGGCCAGUCCCACUAGAGCACUGUCUAUUUUAUUCGGGAGAACUUUACAAAAUCUGUGAACAUGAGGAGUUUAUACCACAGGGACUAAAAUCCGCAAAAGAUGCCCAUAGGAGAAAAACCAUGGCGACAGCUGGCAGUGGUUCAGGGGCAUAUCCGUCACUUCCCACCACUCAUGAAAAUUCCCGCUCUCAAAAACCAAACAGUUUUGCAAGGGGCAAACCGAUUAAACAAACCGGGCCCCAGAAUUUGGGAAACUUUGGUGGUGGUGGUGGGCGGGGCAACCAAGGAUAUGGUGGUGGCAAUAACAAUUGGGGGAAUAGAGUAUCAGAAAAAUCUUUGUGGUUAUCGCUUAUUAACAAGCUAGGAAAAACCUCCCUUUUACCAGUGGUGAUAUUUUGUUUCUCAAAGAAUCGGUGUGACAAAUCAGCUGAUAAUCUGCGUGAAACAGACCUCACAAGUCGUUCUGAGAAAAGUGAAAUCCGUGUUUUUUGUGAUAAAGCAUUUUCUCGAUUAAAGGGAUCUGAUAGGAACCUACCACAGAUUGUGAGACUCCAAGGGCUUCUUCACAGGGGGAUUGGUGUACAUCAUGCUGGUCUGCUCCCGAUAGUCAAGGAAGUAGUUGAAAUGCUUUUCUGCCGUGGUGUAAUUAAGGUUUUGUUUUCAACGGAAACAUUCGCAAUGGGGGUUAAUGCCCCUGCUAGAACAGUUGUUUUUGACACAGUAAGGAAGUUUGAUGGGAAGGAGUUUAGACAGUUACUGCCGGGAGAAUACACGCAAAUGGCGGGGCGGGCGGGCAGGCGAGGACUGGAUAGUAUCGGGACGGUUCUGGUGAUGUGUCGUGAUGAAGUCCCGGACGAGAGUGAUUUAAAGCGUGUAAUUACGGGCAGUGCAACCAGGCUGGAAUCCCAAUUCCGCUUGACAUAUAUCAUGAUAAUGCAUCUCCUCCGUGUUGAAGAAUUGAAGGUGGAGGACAUGCUGAAAAGAAGUUUUGCAGAAUUUCAUGCUCAGAAAAAACUGCCCGAGCAACAGCAACUGCUCAUGCGAAAGCUUGCUCAGCCUACAAAAUCUAUCGAGUGCAUAAAGGGUGAGCCAGCGAUUGAGGAAUACUAUAAGUGGUACUUUGAGGCUGAGAUGUAUAGCACUCACAUAAACGAAAAAGUGUUGCAAUCUCCCGUUUCUCUGUCUUUUCUUCAACCUGGAAGACUCGUGGUUGUCAAAUCACAAUCCGUUGAGGACCACUUACUUGGAGUUAUCUUAAAGGCACCUUCCUCCACCAACAAACAAUACAUUGUUCUGGUUCUCACACCCUCUUUACCAACAACAUUACAAACCUCCACAUCCAUGGAUGGCCCACAAAACAAGUCAGCUUCCACUGCUGCUGCUGGUGGUGGUCUUCAGAUGCUAAUGCCAAAAUCCAAACGUGGGAUGGUUGAUGAUUAUUACACUUCUGCCACUGCCCGAAAAGGUUCGGGCAUUGUCAAAAUCAAACUGCCCCACCGUGGUAAUGCUGCUGGGGCAGCUUAUGAGGUGCGGGAAGUUGAUACCAAAGAGUUUUUGUCGAUUUGUAAUGUGAAGAUAAAGAUCGAUCAAGUUGGGCUUUUGGAAGAUGAUAGUAGUGCAGCUUAUUCGAAAACUGUACAGAGUCUUUUACAACAAAAGUCUCAAGAAAAUAAGUAUCCUCCAGCUCUUGAUCCCAUUAAAGAUUUGAAGCUGAAAGAGGUGGAACUAGUGGAAGCUUACUACAAGUGGAAUAACUUAUUGCAAAAAAUGUCACAAAACAAGUGCCACAAUUGUGUUAAAUUAGGGGAGCACAUCAAAGCAGCUCAAGAGUUAAAGAAGUACAAAGAGGAAGUCGAUGCAUUAAAAUUUCAAAUGUCAGAUGAAGCACUUAAACAAAUGCCCCAUUUUCAGGGUCGCGUACGUACAAAUAUUAAAUAUAUAUUUUUUCUACAAUGA